Drosophila ananassae is the source of this 3800-nucleotide messenger RNA. RefSeq names its product paired box protein Pax-8 (gene sv). Lineage: Eukaryota; Metazoa; Arthropoda; Insecta; Diptera; Drosophilidae. The coding region runs from base 365 to 2872 and encodes 835 amino acids. The transcript is spliced from 13 exons. Gene Ontology annotation, molecular function: RNA polymerase II cis-regulatory region sequence-specific DNA binding; DNA-binding transcription factor activity, RNA polymerase II-specific. Gene Ontology annotation, biological process: regulation of transcription by RNA polymerase II; anatomical structure development. The record is from RefSeq and is a predicted model, not a curated record.
CCGCCGUCCAUUUCCAUACAACAAUUUAGUUUCGCUCGAGAUCUCUUGACGUGCGGUCCACGAUCCACCUGAACUCAUCUAUUCUGUUGACUUAUAUGCAACAGGUGGGACUCUCUCUGUUUGUUAAAACCGUUACAGCUCUCAAACAAAUGUGUUGAAGAAUUCGAGAUAUUGAUAUACAUAUUUAUAUAAACAUAUACAUUAAAACUAAAACAGUGAUCUUAUAUUUAUAUAUUUGUUUUUCAAAAAUAUUUCUUUUUGUUUCGUACAAUUUAAAUGUUACGAACAUAAAAUAAUAUUUUAUGUUAUAAAAACAAACUUCAUAAAAAAAAAGACAAAAAAAAAGAGUUGUUUGAAAAUUACCAUGGAUAUGGAGACAUCAUCACAUCUUAGCCAAGAAGAUCUCGGAACCAUUUCACAUCCACUUCAACAUAAUGUAAUCCACCAACCACUGGGUCCUAACUGUACCCAUACUCAAGAGCAAUCACAGAUUACGAAUACGAGCCAGCAUUUGCAACACCACAACCUUUCAAAUCAACAAUUAGCGGCUAUUUCGCCGACAUUGCACAAUCUACAGAAUUCUUCGACAGGUGAUAAUCUGCAUAUUAAUCAUACCCAGCGAACAAGCAUCUACACCUCAACACCUAUGGAUGAAAAGACUAAAGUGAACAAGUUUGACGCAUAUUCAAACAUAAUAUUAAACGGUAUGUCAGAAGUCCCAACGACACCGUUAGUGGGCAAUGUUAUGUCACAAAGCCAGGAGUGGAUAAAUUCUAUGAACGAUACGCAAAAUGCAGCUGAAGACUCUCAUAGCUCCCAAGGAAGUAUUUCGGGAGACGGUCACGGCGGAGUUAAUCAGCUGGGGGGAGUUUUUGUCAACGGGCGCCCUUUACCUGAUGUCGUUCGACAGCGCAUUGUGGAACUAGCUCAUAAUGGCGUCCGACCGUGUGAUAUAUCACGGCAAUUGCGUGUGAGUCACGGCUGUGUAUCUAAAAUCUUAUCAAGGUAUUAUGAGACUGGUAGUUUUAAGGCUGGGGUUAUUGGCGGCUCCAAACCAAAAGUGGCCACUCCCCCAGUGGUUGAUGCUAUUGCCAACUAUAAACGGGAAAACCCUACUAUGUUUGCAUGGGAAAUACGUGAUCGGCUUUUGGCGGAAACUAUAUGCACCCAGGAUAAUGUACCCAGUGUUUCUUCGAUAAACCGUAUUGUACGAAAUAAGGCUGCUGAGAAAGCAAAGCACGUCCAUCAUCAUCAAACGCAUCAUGUGUCGCAAAGCCUUAGUGGAGGACCUGUAACCACGGAAAGUCUCGACGGCAGCACAGGUACAAAUGGAGACCCUCAGGCUCCAUGUGGUACUAGUACUAGUAAUGGAAGUACUAAUUCGGCAAAUACAAACUCAGCGACAACUACAAUUCCUCUCGGCCCGGUACCGACAAAUUCUACUACUGAUUUGACACAAGCUCCAACAAGACAACUCAACAAUAAUGGCAAUGCCAUUCUUAAUCAUUCAGCGCCUGAACAACGCACGGCCGGAUAUAGCAUAAAUGGUAUUUUAGGAUUACAACAGGAUCAUCUUUCCCAUAACACCAACAAUAUGAACAGUGCCAACAACAAUGGAACAGAUCCUAAUUGUAAGCGCAAAAGAAUAGAAGUCCAUGAUGAGAAUCGGAACACCAAUGUUUACUCAGAUGAUGAACUAAAACGACAACGAACAGAAUACAACAGCGACCAAGUUUAUACUAAUAUAUGGUCAGGUAAAUGGUGUAUUAAGGACGAACACAAGUUUCUUGCGGAAUUGGGAAAUUUAGCAGGAACUACAAAUAGCGCAGUGUCAUACUACGAAACAUCGAACGGAUACUCAGCCAGCACAUUGGCAGGAUCUACCACUGCGCUAUCUGGUAAUGAUACAUCAAUUUUGUACGAUAAUGUUUCGCAAGCGCAAGGUUCACUCUAUACUCAAGCCAUCGGUCAAUCACUAGGAAACAAUUCACUGACACCUUUAGUGCCUAUAAGUUUGCAUGAUAUGAAACAUAGCGCAAACACAGUUCAAGAACAAGCAAUCACACCUUUUUACACAGCUAUAGCCUUCGACGCAAACUACACUCAACUGUCUUUACUAGAAAAAGAAUCAACAGCAACAGUUGCACAAGGAAGCAUUGUUUUAACGGAAUCUUCCAACUCAGACAAGCUGGGCCGCAUAAAUUCUUCUAGAAUUAUGUAUACCCACUCUGAAAGAAAUGGUAAUCGCGAAGGUCUUACAAAAGAAUCAAAUGAAGAAGUAUCAAGUGGAGAAUAUAAUGUCCAAAAUAAGACGACAAAAUCUGAAAAGCUCAGUAUAAACACUGAUAUGCAGGAGAGUAACCUCAUAAGCCCACAUAUUCAACAAACAACAGCAGGACUUUUAAGGGGAAGCAGUCAAAUUGAAAAUUCGACAACGCAUGCCCCUUCUCUAAUCCUUCUUCAACCAAAUGGAGGAACGUCAUCUUUAUGUAUCAACGCACCUGAUAACCCCUUAGAAAUUGAAACGGGCCUAAACAGUAAUGUAGGAAAUUAUUCAUCAGCAACAACAAUGUUACCCAGUUUUAAUCAUUAUACCCCAGGUUGUAGCUCUGUUGUAUCCAGUUCAGAUUACACUUAUAAUCCUGCUUAUACGCAAUAUGGGGGCGCAUAUGGAUCAUAUGGAUAUGGGACCAGUGGAGGAUUAAUAAAUUCAUCAUACUACUACGAAAGUGGACAAACACAAUCGGCAUUAGCUCAAGAACUCCGCUCACCAUUGGCCGCAACGCGAGCCAACUCAUUAGUAUCGGCUGCAUCGCCUGGAAGUGGUAGUGCCUGCACCAAAUCGGAAGCCCCAGACAUAUUCCUUGUUUAAUGGAUAAAGGAUAAAGCUAUGGCUAAAAAUAAUAUUAUUUUUUAGCUAAAAUUUCGUUAUUAUGUUUUUGAACCUAACUGAAGAAGACUCAGAACCAUUUUCUUGCAGCAUUAUAAAUUAAUCAUAGGCUUAUUUUGAAGGCAAAGAUUAAAUCAAAAAUAUUCCAAGAUCAUUUGCAAUUUUUAAAAAGAUAUGAAUUAAGAAAAUAACACUACUAAAAAAAAAACGUUUUCUUGCAAUUGCUUAACCUAUUUAAACAGGUAAUCAUACUCAAAUAAAGUUGCAUUUAUUUAUUUAAGUUAAACUUUUAAAUUUUUGCAAUAUUUAAAAAAAAUGAAAGGACUGCCAAAAAAUAAAAAAACUUCACUUUUCGUACUAGGUACAUAUUUUUAUAUGUAUGAUAAAAAAAUACCAAACCAUCACCUACGGAGAAACCAACCAAAAAUCACAGGAGUUUUUUAAAAACUUAUUAUUUUUAUUGUAAUGUUAAUACAUAACUGGAUUUCUGUAAAUAAGUAUAUUAGUAUAUUAUUUCAAGAUGCACUAAAUAUGACUUAAAUUAAAAUAAAAAAAAUUUUUCAUCACAAGAAAACUAUUGAUACAUAAAUCAAUAGUGAAAAAUUAUUCGGACGAAAAGUGUUGCGAUUUGUAUUAUUAAAAUAGGUUUGCCGUUUAAUAAUAUAAUUUUUAUUAUUUCAUUAUCAAUAUUAAACUUUCUGUCACCAAAGUUAUAGUUAAGAUAUCUGUAUGAAACUAGACAUUAAAAUUGUGUCGUUGUGGUUUCUGUCGUUUCCUAAUAGGAAGCACUUACAUCAACCGAACCGCUCAAAAGAGUUUGUGAGUCUUAUUAUUUUUCUUAUUAUUAUUUAGUCAAUGAAAAUUAUACGAUGCAUUCGAUUGAUCGAUCGAGAUGCAUAUUUCGAUCAUA